GAAAAUUAGACCACUGUACGAGAAAUUUCGAACAGCUUUUGCUUGGUUCAACGCAUUGUUGUCAGGAGUGUUCUGCAGCUUCACUCAGCCAUCCUCUCACUCAAUUCUCCGCUCCGCCACAACUAUCUAUACAUACUUCCUACCCCGCGAAACCAUGUCCUCCUUCUUCCUUCCAAAUCCUAAUUUAGGAGAUAGCAAUCACCUUGAGGAUUCAAGAAUCCGCGGAUACAACCCUCUCACACCACCCAACCUCCUGCAACAUGAGAUUGCUCUAACAGAGAAAGCGCGGCAAACGGUCCUUCAAGGCCGAGCCGAGGCCAUUGCCGUCGCCCACGGCACAGACACAGACAAGCGCCGCCUCCUCGUCGUCAUUGGACCCUGCUCAAUUCACGACCCCGAAAUGGCCUUAGAGUACUGCGACCGGCUAUUGAAAUUGAAGGAGAAAUACAAGGAUGAGUUGCUAAUUGUUAUGCGCUCUUAUCUGGAGAAGCCCCGAACGACCGUCGGUUGGAAGGGCCUCAUCAACGACCCGGAUAUCGACAACAGCUUCAACAUCAACAAGGGCCUGCGCAUCUCGCGUCAGCUCUUCGUCGACUUGACCAACAAGGGAAUGCCAAUUGCCAGUGAGAUGCUGGACACUAUCUCCCCGCAGUUUCUGGCGGACUGUCUCUCCGUCGGUGCGGUCGGCGCACGGACAACCGAAUCGCAGGUCCAUCGUGAAUUGGCCUCUGGGCUCUCGUUCCCCGUUGGCUUCAAGAACGGUACAGAUGGCUCGUUAGACGUCGCGGUUGAUGCGAUUGGAUCCGUAAAACACCCUCAUCACUUCCUGUCCGUCACCAAGCCUGGUGUUGUCGCCAUUGUCGGUACCGUUGGCAAUCCUGAUUGCUUUGUUAUCCUCCGCGGCGGCAAGAAAGGGCCGAACUACGAUGCUGCUAGCAUCACCGAAGCAAAGGAGAAGCUCAUAGCUAAGGGUCUGGCACCCCGUCUGAUGGUCGACUGCAGCCACGGCAACUCACAAAAGGAUCACAAGAACCAGCCUAAGGUGGCAGCUGUUCUUGCGGAGCAGAUUGCUGCAGGCGAAACCGCAAUCAUGGGCGUCAUGAUAGAGAGUAAUAUCAACGAGGGCAACCAAAAGGUCCCACCCGAGGGCAAGGCCGGCCUCAAAUACGGCGUCAGUAUCACCGACGCCUGUAUCAAUUGGGAAGACACCGAGUCAACGCUAGAGACCCUUGCAAAGGCUGUUGCGACUCGGAGAGAAAAGCUCGCCCCCAGUUCAUAGUCGCAUCACGCCCACCUCAUCUCAAUUACCGCUCUCUCUUCACUAGAUUAAGAACAUCGGCUUUGGCUUGUAUUCCGGGUUAUUUAAAAUAAGUUCGAUUUAGCGCGUUUGAUUGUAUAUUCUGAUAAACAAAAGUUCGGCUCGGACGGCGGUCCCAGAGACAUUGGCAAUACUCUGAUUCUUGGUCCUUGACCCUAUCAUACUAGUUAGGCAGCUUUAAGUU
This is a messenger RNA of Aspergillus nidulans FGSC A4, 1502 nucleotides long. RefSeq names its product 3-deoxy-7-phosphoheptulonate synthase aroG. Gene Ontology annotation, cellular component: cytoplasm. Gene Ontology annotation, biological process: aromatic amino acid biosynthetic process. Gene Ontology annotation, molecular function: 3-deoxy-7-phosphoheptulonate synthase activity. The transcript has 4 exons. The coding region runs from base 155 to 1279 and encodes 374 amino acids. The record is from RefSeq and is a predicted model, not a curated record. NCBI's taxonomy places the organism in Eukaryota, Fungi, Ascomycota, Eurotiomycetes, Eurotiales, Aspergillaceae.